AUGUUAGUUCUAGGGUGUAUUGUUUUAUUCGUGACACUAUGUCAAGCUCAACUGAGGACCAAUUGGGGAACAGAUUGGCAAAGGCGCUUGUUGAUACAGAAUCCUCCACGUAUAUCUCAACGUCAAUCAUCUCUACAACCAAACCCUGAUAUCCCUCCUGCUAACUUGUGUCCAGCUAAUUACGAUGGUUUUGUCGCUGCUCCCGGAGGAAAUUGUACUCGAUUUGUAAAAUGUGGCAUACCCGGUCAUGGCAGUGCCUAUUUCAAUUGUCCAGAUGGUACUUUGUACAGUCAGGAUUUCCGCAGCUGUAUUCAGUCUGAUCUGGUUGAUUGUCUUAAUGGUGUGGGGAGUCCGAGAAGUGGAAUCAUUAAUACCAGUUGGCAGACACAACUGGUUAAUAAUCAACAAACAACCAAUAUUAAUACCAACCAGAAUAGAAAUAAUCGCCUUUUAACUGGUUCAAACAGGAAUAAUGGUCUUUUAACCGGUCUGAAUAGAAAUAAUGCAGUAAAUACGGGUUGGAAUAGAAACAACAGAGUGAAUACAGGUUUAAAUGGGUCCAACACUCGUUUAAAUAGAAAUAAUAGAGUAAAUAACGCCUUGAAUAAUGCCAAUAGAAAUACUGUUAACAACAACCGCAGAAUCACCGUGGAGCUACCAUUAUUUAGCAACAGUAGACAAAUACUAGGUACAGCAGAAUGUAACACCAUACAGAACAGACUGAAUUCAGCUUUACCAGAAAUGGUGCGAUCUUAUUCCGAUUCGUGUAAAGAUGUUGCAUGUUUAAAUAAUUUACCAACUUUUCGUGUCCGGUGUUCUCAGUUGACCAGAUCCACCAAUUUAUUCACCGGAUAG
Molecule: messenger RNA, 855 nt
Organism: Lottia gigantea (owl limpet)
Lineage: Eukaryota; Metazoa; Mollusca; Gastropoda; Lottiidae
Exons: 3
Coding region: 1-855 (284 amino acids)
Cellular component (GO): extracellular region
Molecular function (GO): chitin binding
Source: RefSeq, a predicted model, not a curated record